ACUUAAAAAAUGUGGUUAUGGUUUUUUUUUUUUCCUUUUUUUUUUUGCGGGAGGUUUAUAUGGUUGUGUUUGGCAGGCAUGAAAUUGGAUAAAUGUAAUUAAGAAAGUUAAACUAUUUUUUUUUUUUUUAUCAAUUUCAGCAAUUCUAAUUUAAUAACGCAGAAGCUAUAAGUUUUUUUAUUUUUAGUUCUAACAAAACAGUACCAAAGGCAUUUAUUUUAUAUUUCUACCGUCUCGUUAAUUAAUUGUGUAAAAUUUGUAAAGGAGAACUAUUUUAAAAUUUUAUAAUGGAGUAAUGGACACGUCAAUUUAUUUCAACUAACCGGAUUAUUGUGUUACUUGAUUAUUGUGUAUUAAUUUUAAUGUUUUUUCUGGAUUCUGGGAAAGAAAAUAUUCAAUUGUUUUUAUUUCGGAUUUAUACUGCUGCAGGUUGAAUUUCGUUUUUUUUUUUUUUCCUUAAAAAAAGUUUUUCUUCACACGAAUCAGACUUCGCCCAUAAUAAAUAAUAAUAAUAAUAAUAAUAAUUUCAUUCGACCCGACCCCGUGUCUUUAAAUUUGGGCGAUAUUAUAUCUUAUCUUCAGCGAAUUCAAAUUUCACUUUCCCGGCAAGGCCCUCCUCUCCGCUACCCUCUUUCACACACACACACACACACACACACACUACACCAUGGAAGACGAAUCGCUUCAGCAGCAAAGCUUUUUCCGUCACAACCACUCCGAAGAAACCGUAAAAUUUUCCAUUCGAGGCAUGGAAUCGGUUGUCGCCACAGUCAGUGGGUACCACGGAUCGGACCGUUUCAAGAUCAUCAAGCUCAUAUCUCAAACUGGUGCGAGUUUUGUUGGAUCGAUGAAUCGAUCCACGACACAUUUGGUGUGUUGGAAACUUGAAGGAAGGAAAUAUGACCUUGCUAAGAAGCUUAACACUUUGAUAGUUAAUCAUCGUUGGGUUGAAGAAUGCAUAAAGCAAAGAAGACGUGUUCCGGAACAUCCCUAUAUAUUGCAGAGCGGGCAAGAGGUGGGGCCCUUAUCAUUGGAAGUCUCGCCUGUUGCUGGGAAGAUGGGUGUCUUGCUUUCUACCCAAUCCAAUUCACUUAUUGACUCUAAAGAACCGGCUAUUAAUAUCAGAUGUGAAGGAACUAAUGAUGUAGUCUUGACUGAUUGUUUUCUGUUGGAUGAGAACUUGUUUUCUGAAUUAGGAACAAGCAAAAAUAGGUCUCAUAAAUCAAAGAAGAAAACAAUGAAAAACAAAUUGAGACAGGAUCGUUAUUCUGGCAACAGAUAUUGUUUUCAGGAGCCACCUGUAUCCAGUUCUGAUAGAAUGGAGUAUGAAGAUUCAAGUUCUCCUUCCUCUGUGGAAGUGGUGAGACAGAAAAGAAGAAGCACUACUUCAACUGAACCUUCUCGCAAGUGUCGUAGGCUGAUGAAAAAGAGUUUUAGUAGUGACAUGUCACAGUUUCUUUGCGUGGAUUCUGAGGAAGAGAGCUACCCAGUUCGUGAUCACCACCAACCUAAUGACAUGACGGCUCCAUCUUUCCAUUUUGAUUGUGGGAGGAAUGAAAACAUAUUGAGAAUUAGAACAUCUGAUGGUGGGUUUUAUGAUGACGACGGAGGAAAUAGAAAUGAAAAUUUGGAAGAUUUUGAAGAGAUUGGACAUACGAAUGAUCUUGCUUUUGAAGAUUCAAAUUUGCGUAGUAAGGCUACACCAUCUUCUUUAGGAGCUCCAUUAAAUCAGUGUUUUGAUGUUGAUGAGAACAUAAAAGAGGCCGAACAUAGCACUAGAUUGCCUUCAUCUACAGAGUUAUCAUGUGUUAUUUGUUGGACAGACUUUAGUUCAACCAGGGGGGUUUUGCCAUGUGGACAUCGCUUCUGUUUUUCAUGCAUUCAGAGCUGGGCUGACCAUAUGGCUUCUAUGCGGAAGAUUUUGACAUGCCCUUUAUGCAAGGCUAAAUUUGGAAGCAUCACAAAGGUGGAUGAUGUGGGUUCUUCUGAUCAAAAAAUAUACUCGCAAACUAUUCCAUAUGACCCUUCAACAACAAAUAUAGUCAUUCUUCCUGAUGGAGAAAUGCCCACUUUUGGAGCCCAGACCUCAGUUGGACCAAUUUGUUGUGAAUGCUUUUGUCGAGAACCGGAAGAUCUUCUCAUUAGAUGUCUUCUCUGCCAGAUACGAUGCGUUCAUUCCUACUGCCUGGACCCUCCCUUGUUUCCAUGGACUUGCAUUCACUGCAAGGAUCUGCAAAUGCUAUACCAUGACUUUCGUUAGCAUGCUUCAACAUAAUAGAUGUAUUGUAUCUCAUAAGGUACAAAUCAUCUAACACUAUUAUUCUGUACAAGCAUUUCUGUUCAAACCAAAUACCGACCGUGAACUCAGUUCUGAUACUGAUAUACAAACUUUAUUAAUUGAGAGUGCUUUCA
This is a messenger RNA of Cornus florida, 2412 nucleotides long. RefSeq lists its product as uncharacterized. The transcript has 8 exons. Bases 668 to 2260 code for a protein of 530 amino acids. Lineage: Eukaryota; Viridiplantae; Streptophyta; Magnoliopsida; Cornales; Cornaceae. The record is from RefSeq and is a predicted model, not a curated record.